AUGUGUGGUUGUGCUGGUCAUGUUGCUUUUGAGUGCAAGGAUCGAAAGAUGACUUGCUUCAACUUCAACAGGCCAGAUCACAUUAGCAAAGAUUGUUCGUAUCCCAAGAAGGAGUUGAGGAGUAAAGGACAAAGCUCUCAAGCCAAUAAACCAAAAACCACGAGGGUCUUCUCUCUUAGUGGUGUUGAAGCCUCAAAGUUUGAUGACUUAAUCCAAGGUACAUGCCUCAUAAAUGGGACUCCUUUAGUUGUACUUCUUGAUUUUGGUGCAACUCAUUCCUUCGUGUCAAGUGCUUGUGUUAAAACUUUGAGUUUUCCUUUGUCUUGUUUGAAGUUUGAUUUGGUUGUUGACACACUAACUAGUGGUCCUGUCACUACUUCUGAUCUAGAGGUGAUUAUUGGUGUGGACUGGUUAUCUUCCAACCAUGUGCUGUUAAAUUGCUUUGAUAAAAUGGUGGUGUUUGAUGAGUCUGUUGAGGGUAAAGAUGAGAGGAUCUUCUAUCCCUACUUGGAUAGUUUUGUUGUGGUCUUCAUGGAUGAUAUCCUAGUGAACUCUAAGACUAAGGAGGGACAUGCUGAGCAUUUGAGGGUUGUGUUGCAAACCCUUAAGGUCAAACAACUUUAUGUUAAGUUAUCCAAGUGUGAGUUCAAGUUAGAGGAGGUGAGUUUCUUAGGACAUGCCAUAUGCAAGGAAGGGAUAGAUGUAGACCCAUCUAAGGUAGAAGUUGUGCUUAAGUGGGAAACACCUAAGUCUAUUUUUGAGAUUAGGAGUUUCCUAGGUUUAACAAGUUACUAUAGGAGGUUUAUAGAGGGUUUCUCUAAGUUAGCCAUGCCUUUGACCAAGUUGACUCAUAAGGAUCAAGCUUUUGUGUGGGAUAGCCAUUGCGAGAGCAGUUUCCGAAAGCUUAAGAGUAGGUUAACAUCAACACCUAUGUUGGUCUUGCCCAACCCGAGUGAGCCCUUUGUAGUGUAUUGUGAUGCAUUUAAGAUGGGUUUUGGAGGAGUUCUUAUGCAAAAGCCUAUGCAUCUAGGUAGCUUAAGACUCAUGAGAGGAAUUAUUGAAGAUAAUGCUACAUGGGAGCUGGAAAGUGUAACUCCUCAAAUUUUAAACUGA
Glycine soja is the source of this 1113-nucleotide messenger RNA. RefSeq lists its product as uncharacterized. NCBI's taxonomy places the organism in Eukaryota, Viridiplantae, Streptophyta, Magnoliopsida, Fabales, Fabaceae. The transcript is spliced from 3 exons. Bases 1 to 1113 code for a protein of 370 amino acids. Gene Ontology annotation, molecular function: zinc ion binding; nucleic acid binding. The record is from RefSeq and is a predicted model, not a curated record.